UUUUCCACAGGUUCUUGUCGCUAUGUCUCAUCCAGCAAAUCGUUCCUGUUCUCGUUAUAUAACAUCAAUGGCUACGUUCCUGUUAAGGUGAACAUCAAGUCAAGUCGUUAUAGUGGCGCUAUUUACACAUGUUCUGAUAGGGGACCAACCUUUGGUGGAGGACACGACCUGUACAUACCCAACAACGCUGGAAGCAACCGCAAUUCCCUCACAUACUGUGGCCACUCCUACCCCCUCCCCCCUGGGUACUCUGCAUCUUACUCUUCCUGUCAGUUUUAUGCAGGAUCCUACAAAUUCACUCCCACUGAUGUUGAAGUGUUUUACCAGAUAACAACUUAG
Molecule: messenger RNA, 339 nt
Organism: Porites evermanni
Lineage: Eukaryota; Metazoa; Cnidaria; Anthozoa; Scleractinia; Poritidae
Source: the annotation of a GenBank genome assembly